Anastrepha obliqua is the source of this 2864-nucleotide messenger RNA. RefSeq lists its product as uncharacterized. The coding region runs from base 153 to 2177 and encodes 674 amino acids. The record is from RefSeq and is a predicted model, not a curated record. Lineage: Eukaryota; Metazoa; Arthropoda; Insecta; Diptera; Tephritidae. The transcript has 8 exons.
AGUCUUGCGCGUUAGCUCACAAUUUAGGAGUAUUUAACUUUUCUUGAUUUAGUUUACGAUUAGUGUUCGUUUACUACAGUUGUGUGUCAAUGCAAAUGUAAACUCAUAAGUACUAAGAAAUCAAGUGCAAAAAUCAAAUACAAGUACUACAUAUGUAUGACGAAAUGGAUCAGUGGGUUUCAGAUUCAUUUUACUCAUACUUUCCUGGUUUCACCGAUGAGUAUCAGAAACGCCAAGAUUAUUUGCGCAAUCCGCAGCACGAGAACCAACAAAACCUUCUAAAGCACCAGAAGUUACAAAUAUCUUUAACGAAACCACCUGCUGAUGUUUCUACGCAGAGUCCGAAUAAUCAGAUCGACUCAUCUUUAAAUAAUACCUACUCUCGAUCCUCCAUCAACCUGUCUUCUCAAUCUGCAUCAAUACCCAACAUCAAAACUGAUUUGGAAAUUAUAGUUACAAAUCCUAAUUAUCAACCUUCAAAAUAUAUAAUUUCUCGGCCAAAUACAAAUCGUCAUAAAAAGCUCGAAAACUUGAGACAUACAGCUUUAUCAUCGACUGAAGACGUUAACACAAAUCGCUAUAAAAGGUCCGAGCUUGAAACAGAUCGGAGAAAACAAUAUCAAUGCGACCUGAUGCAACAAAUUGAGGAAAAAAGACAUUCGGUGAAUCUUUUGCGCGAAAAAGAGCGUUUGGAGGAGGAGGCCCUAACCAGGCGCCUAGAAGAGAAACUUAGAACAAUUGAUUUGGAGGAAAAAUUAGCAAAGAAGAAUAUACUCAACAAAAAGAUUCAAAAAUACACAGAAAAAAAUCGUCUGAUGAAGGCACAAUUCCUUGCCAAGAUGGAAAAUGAUACUAUUAUGUUUUGUGAAAAGAAAAAUUACCCAGAAGCUGAGAUAAAGGAGGAAAAUGGUGAUGUAAAAAAUGCAAAAUCUAGCGGUGAAACACAUAUCAAUAAAAAUAAAGUUUAUAAAUACUUUAGUAAUUCAGCUCGCCAUAAGCAUGAAAAAGAUUUAUGCUUAAAUUUGGAUCCUUCAGAUAGAUAUAUGGAGGAGAAAGAAUGCUUUCAUCUCAGUGAAAAAGUUUGCCCAAAGUGCGAUGCUCCACUAAAACUAUAUCAGAGCUAUUGUCUUAACUGCCAGCAGCUACUGCGGACAAAAUACAUGGUUAGCCGAGCUCCUAAAAAAGAGGAAAAAGAAAAUAUAUAUAGUGAUGAGAUGAAUGAAAGUAUGCACAGUUUUGAUGAAAAAUCCAAAGAAGACGGAUCCGUGGACUGCGCGCUUAGGGAGCAAUCACUGCCUGCUGCUAAUGGCAAGGAAAAAUAUGCAGAUAGCUCUGUGCUAGCAUGUCAUAAAUGUGCACGAAUGUAUACACUUUGCAACCUUUGUGUUACAAAAAACGCAGUUUGCAGAGCUUGCCAUCGUAAACUUAAUGUUUGUAUGAGCUGUAGACGUAAUUUGUGCAAUUUCUGCUUAAAUGAAAUCGCGACCGGUCACAAUACAGAACGAACUCAUAGGAACGAUACUCAACUUAGCAAAGAGAGUGAAGAAACUUAUUCAAAUCCUUCAGACCAACGUGAGCAUUCGUUUUAUGUACUUGAGGUUAUCCCCACAGCACUAGAAAACCAUCGCGCUGAUUGUAUCAAAUCGGCUUUUAACUCCAUGGAUCACGAGAAGUAUUCUGGUUGCCACCACGUAAAAACUGAUUUUCAUACUCUUGGUAAAAGUGAAAAGAGCUUUGAAAAUAUUGAUAAAUCCUUUUACUUUGGGAAUGAUGCAAAUGUAUCCAUCGACAACGUGCGCCGUACAGUAGAUAAAAAGAUAUAUCAAUACCUAAAAAACUACGACGAGAAGGAACGUAAUAAAAAUGAGUCACGUCAUCGCGGCACACAAACCAACAAUGAGAACAUGAAUCGUCGUGAUAUUAUGUUACAUGAGGAACAUAAUUUGUCAAUGCCAUUAUUACAAGAAAUGCCAAAAAUGACACGCCUGGAAUACAUAAACUAUGCUAAAUUAAGCACUAAACAACGAAAACGAAAACUUGACUGCCUUAAACAAAAAUGUCAGAUACCAGAUGUACAAAAGUGUAUCAUGACUCAGAAUUUACCACUUAUGGUAACCCAAGUUGGCGCUAUUCGAAAGCAGUUGCAGACUGAUCACCUUCCGAGUGAUACGCAAUAAAUGGCUUCCACUUGCCAAUCAAACCAAAUGACUUGAAAAUGAUAUGCAUCAGUUUUUUGGAUCUUAGCGGCAUCGAUGGUAAACCGAGCACAAAUAACUCCAAUGAGCAGAUAAAUCAAAGUUUGAGCGCAAAAAUACUCGUAUAAGGUUUAAAAUUACAGUAUAUGUGAUUAAUACUGGUAUACUUUAAGAACAUUUUUAUACAAUGUAUUUUUAUUAAUGUUACGUGCCACGAAAAAUCUCGUUACGAACCUAAAACCUGAAAAUUGGCUUACAAAUUGAGCCAGUAUCUUUUCUGCACUAAGUCGAAUUUGCUGUCUUUGCAUGUACAUUUUUUAUCUGUCCCUGGAGAAUGUACUACAGGAACUAAGCUAAUUUAAUUGAAAUAUUUUAAGGCUAUAAUCAGUGUGUGAUUUUAUUUCGUUGAUCCAGUGACAGUCUUUUAAGUAUGAAAGUAAUCAAAUGAGUUGUAAAAUUUCGCCACAAUUUAGAUCAGCUGUUUUGAAAUUGUCAGUUUUAGAUAUGUUAUAUAGAGAAAAUUUCACCCCGUAUUUAUCACAUAUCUCAUUCUCACGUCAUUAUCCUCAUACGUGUUUUUGGGUUUUCCAUUCCGGUAUCAUCCGCAGUCAGAUGUGAUUGGAAAAUUAGGCGGUUCCACUGUGUGUCUAAAAAGUUGCGUUUCAAAAU